Molecule: messenger RNA, 6358 nt
Organism: Hyla sarda
Lineage: Eukaryota; Metazoa; Chordata; Amphibia; Anura; Hylidae
Gene: ZGRF1
Product: zinc finger GRF-type containing 1
Exons: 29
Coding region: 242-5545 (1767 amino acids)
Biological process (GO): double-strand break repair
Cellular component (GO): nucleus; site of double-strand break
Molecular function (GO): zinc ion binding; helicase activity
Source: RefSeq, a predicted model, not a curated record
GCCGCAGUGCCUGUGUUACCAUAGUAACGUUGGUCUGACUGUCGUUUGCUUUCACCGUUUUGUCAGUAAAAGAAAUAGUUAAAUUAUUUUUAUGUAUUUUACCUUACAAAAUAGAUUUUUUUCAGGUACAGCACGGAGGGCUGUGUAUGUGCAGUUUCCUGGCAUCUCGACGUGUGGGGCGCAGGGUUAUGACGUCACCCGAGCGCGAAGUCUUCGAAAAAGAUGUCAGAUGUGAAGUUGCAUGAGCGUUAAUGGUUCCUUCCUUGAAGCCAUGACUGCUGAGGUCUACACUGUUCUAUAUACCCACCAGAAGGCUAAAAAGGCUAAGGUUUGGCAAGAUGGUUGUUUGAAGACAUCAGGACAGCAGGCAGUGUUAUAUAGUGACAAAGGACAGCGCUUGGAAAGUGUUUAUCUAAAAACUGGAAAGGUAAACCCUGGAGAUGAACUGGAAAGUGAUCGUUAUCUAAUAACAGUGGAAGGAGUGGGUGAUAACACCAGCUCCACAAAGAGCCCUGCUGAAAAUAAAGAUGUCUACAACUUUAGCAGGAUUUCUCUAAAACCUAUGGGUCUGCGGCUUCCAAUUGGUUUAAAAAGAAAGUUUACUGGCUUCCAAGGUCCACGUGAAAUUACAAAGAAGCCAUCUCUAGAGGUGGAGGAAACUUCAGUUCUGCCAGGUCCUCAGUUGACGCAUGGAUUUUCUUCACAGUCUCCACAGUUAUAUGCUGCAUCUCCUUUAUUUGCUGCUCCUUACAGGAAACAGCCAGAUAAAGACAAGCAUGCAAACAGUUUUUCAGAACAGACAAUAGAGACUACCGCAAAUCCAUAUGAAAGAGAAAAUAUUUUUCACAAUGACUUUUUGGCUUCAACAGAAAAUACUAAAGAAGGAGAAAUAACUAAACAAAACCCAAGAAGUACGGCACAGAUUUUAGCUCUAUUGGACACUCUGCCUAGUCAGAAGGCAUCAGGUGAUGAUCUUGUGUGCAGUCAUGAGGUCCAGAGAACUGCAUCUGUACAAAAUAGCGUAGGAGAUGCGCAACCUUGUAAUCUGCCCAUUCAGCUACCACCUGUAAGAUGUGAGCCUCUCAAGAGUCGAUGGGAUGUCUACAUAGAUAACACUCCAGCUUCUAGUACUGCUCAGAUUGACCAUGUUGACUUUGUAACGCCACUGAGUCCAAGAAAGAGCCUUGAUAUCAGUCAUACUAAUCCUUUAAUGAAUAGUAAAGCAAGGCAAGAAAAAGUAAAGAGCUUAGACAGAGAAACAGAUAUGGUAGACAACAAGCAUCUGUCUAAAUCCCAAACUUCUGAACCUGGCCUGACCAAAGAUCAGUCACUUCCUCCAGACUCCUUGGCUAGUAAUGCUGAUGACUGUAUCAUAGAUUAUGAAAACCAUGAUGGAGCUUUCUCAGAAAUCACAUUUAAUCUAAUGGACAGUUUUGAUUUAACAGAACUAGAUGAUGCUGAGUCAACCGAAAGCCAGCCAGGAAGUGUAUCGGACUCAACUAGAAUGUGUGCAGACUUAAUGGAAAAACAAGAAAAGAAAAAUCAAGAAAAACAUACUGAGAAUGAAUUGUUAAAAAAUGACUAUACUCAAAGCGCCAUACUUCAUGGAAAUAUCACAGAUUGUGAUAUCACAGCAGUGUCUGACUUGUCAUGUGUCAAAGCCGAAUCCACUAUACAAACACUCCUAAAGAGCCAAUCUGAAAUGGCCAAAGCUGGGGACAAUGACCACAAACCAGAGGUAAUGAUUGAGGCCACUGUUAUACCGACAGUAGAAUGUUCACUUCCAAACAAAGCUAAGAUGAGCCACAUUUCUUUUAGGCAGAUUAUGUUUCAGUCAGAUGACGUAUCCAAGCUAAAGACAUUAACCAAAAAUCUGGAUGACUCACUUGGCAAAUCACGUUCUCUAUUGCCAAAUGCCAACAUGCACCAUUCUGUUCAAGGGUCUAAUAAAGAUUGUAACACACCUGAACUAUGGGCUUCAGGAAGAGGCAUUUUACCCUUGAAAUCUUUAACAGAGCCUAGCAGCGCUAUAGAAAGUCUGAAUGUGUUGUGUUCGAGGCCUGAAGCCAUAACCAAGAAUGUAGGCACGGAGAAGGUAGAAGAGCAAGGGUUCCUGGCAACUGUAGCCAAAGGGUCGUUAAGUCAGAGGGAGAUGCCCCUGGCAAGUAGUGAAGAUUACAGGGCAGCACCUACAGUCAUUGCAGAACCCCCUUUUCCACCAGCAUUGACUACCCCUCACUGCCCCGUACAACAUCUGGUUUCCCCCUGCAGUCACCAGUCUGGAUCCAGACAUAGUCCCUCUAAUUUUAAAGGUCCAUCCUCUCAUAAUUGCCUCCCUCAAUGGAUUGUGGGAACCCCAGGUUCAGACUGUGAUUGGGAGUUGUCACAAAGGUCAUCAAGCAAAUCUAAUAAGGUGAAGACACCAACACAGAAUCUAUCUAAAAAUGUACCUCGUUUUUUUCUGAGGCCAGGACAAGGCAAUGUGGCUGAGAACUCUGCAAUCCUAUUAUGUGACUCUAUAGCUUCUCUGGAGCAAAACUAUCUUUUGGACUCUACAAAAAUCUCCAAAGUACAGUCCAGGCUUAUGAAGGAGUUAACAGCAGUCUCUGUAGCAGAGGAGGACGUGGAUAAUGUUGCAUGCAAUACAACAAAAGAUCUAAAGCCUAGUUCUUUCUUAUUAAGUAAUGGCAGAAGUGUUGUGUCUUCAGAAGUAAAGUCAAGCAAAUGGACAGUGUAUCAGAGCUUUUCUCCUGGAAGGUCACAAGAUAUUAAAAAAGAAAACAGUGAUUUUUGUCCACAAAGUGUAUUUAGAAGUCAGGACAGAACAGAUGAAAUACUGAAUAGUGAUCUGGAACCCACUGCCUUAUGUCACCUGGCCUAUUUAAAGGAUAAACCUGGCAGUGAAAAUUGUAUCGAUACAGAAUCAAGGAAUCAGAUCAUAGCUAAAAUCCAUACCCAAACUGGUCAUUUUCAGCCUCUUGUAGGGAAAAAACGUCUAUAUUCACAAGAUACAAAGGAUGAGCAGAUUGUGCUGUCCUGUGAACUUGGAUUUCCAUGUAGACAGACUGUUCUAUCUUCAUCAGUUCCAAAGAGAAAAAUAAAAAUUCCAGCUUUGUUCAAAUCUGCAGCACAUUAUAAGCAAGUCUCCAGUGCUUGUCUUGCAGAACAUUUGAAUAUAAUAAUGUAUGAGCUGUCACAGCGACUGCACAGAGCUUUCUCCAAAGUUGACAUGUCUUUUUAUACUUCAAACGGAGAUGAGACACAGAAGAAAGAUAAUGCUGCUCCCCUUUGUCUACACCAACAGCCAGCUAAGCUUGUAAUGGUCAGAAAAGAAGGCCCCAACAAGGGCCGCUUCUUUUAUUCUUGUGAUGCACCCAAAGACAGUCAAUGUAAGUUCUUUAAAUGGCUAAAUGAAGUAAAGGGGACACAUAUAAGAAGGGACACACAGGAAUCCCGAUUGGUUAUGACAGAUAUGAAAAGUCUGUCUGGAUACAUCAGAUGUCAGAAUAUGAACCUGUAUGAGGAGAGCCAGCUCAUUAUUAGAAAAAUUUCGACUUUUCCAAAAAGACAGUUUGGGAAAUUUCAAAAAUUUGCCAAUGUGGAUUCCGAAUUUACUGGAGAGUCGAAACCAAAACUGUAUCUUAAGCUGAGUCGUAAGCAUAGUUCAUCUGCUUACAGCAAAGAUGAUCUCUGGGUUGUUUCAAAGACCCUGAACUUUGAUCCACUGGAUACAUUCAUUGCUUUCAGUGUUUUCUUUGGACCCUCUGCUAACAAUGAUAUAGAGAUUUCACCUUUAAAAGGAUAUAGCCCAUCCAACUGGCCAUCAAAUAUGGUUGUCCAUGCAUUACUGGUUUGUAAUGCAAGUACAGAACUGACAUCUUUGAGAAACAUACAUGAGCACUUUAACCCAUCUUUACUGCCCAUAAUGCCUCAUCUUCUCACAAUGUCUUCUGAAUGUGAGAAACCAAUAAAAAUUCCUAGAGGGAAAUUCAAACCACCUGCUAUGACUGCCAAAGUCUCCAGCAAAUGUAAUAUUGCUGAUCAUACAUUUGUGUUGAAUUUAGCAAAGGACAUGAUUACACAAUUUUGUCUGAAUGAAGACCAAGCCACUGCGUUGGUGCAAAUAGCACAUAUGAUGGCUAGCUCUGACACCGAAGGACCCCAGUCUGCACCCAUCACAAUCAUUCAUGGAGUUUUUGGUGCUGGAAAAAGUUACCUGCUGGCAGUGGUUGUUUUGUUCCUAGUUCAUCUUUUUGAAACGCAUAAUCCUCCUGAAGAACAUGAUUCAUUCCAUUGGAAGUUACUGAUUUCGUCCUCCACAAAUGUAGCAGUUGACCGUGUACUUCUGGGAUUACUAAAUCUUGGGUUUGACCAGUUUAUUAGAGUUGGCAGCAUAAGAAAAAUUGCAAAGCCCAUUCUACCUCACAGCAUACAUGCUGGGUCUGAGAAUGAAAGUGAACAGCUUAAGGAACUUCAAGCCCUAUUAAGAGAAGACUUAACCCCUGGAGAAAAAGCAUAUGUUCGAAAAAGUAUUGAGCUACAUAAACUGGGCACCAAUAAGUCAUUGUUGGGACAGGUUCGUGUAGUUGGGGCAACUUGUGCAGCGUGUCCCUUCCCUUGUUUGAGUAAUUUGAAGUUUCCAGUUGUGAUUCUUGAUGAAUGCAGUCAGAUGACAGAGCCAGCAUCUUUGCUUCCAAUUGCCAGAUUUCAGUGUGAAAAGCUGAUCCUUGUUGGAGACCCAAAGCAACUUUCUCCUACAAUCCAAGGUUCAGAGGCUGCUCAUGAAUAUGGACUGGAACAAACUCUCUUUAAUCGGCUUUGCUUAAUGGGCCAUAAAGCAUUUAUGCUAAGGACCCAGUAUCGCUGUCACCCCUCUAUUAGUGCUGUGGCUAAUGAACUGUUUUAUGAAGGGAAUCUGUUAAAUGGAGUAUCAGAGGAAGACAGGAAGCCCUUAUUGGACUGGUUACCCACAUUAUGCUUCUAUAAUGCAAAUGGAACAGAGCAGGUAGAGGGGAAUAAUAGCUUCUAUAAUGUGGAGGAAGCCAACUUUACAGUCAAGCUUAUUCAGUCACUGAUUGGAAGUGGUGUACAAGGAUCCAUGAUUGGAGUUAUUACGCUCUACAAGUCACAGAUGAAUAAGAUUUGCUGUAUGCUUAGCUUUGCCGCUGUAAGUGACCCAUCACACAUUAAAAUGGUUCAGGUAUCCACGGUGGAUGCCUUCCAAGGAGCUGAAAAGGAAAUCAUCAUCCUGUCUUGUGUCCGGACAAGGCAGGUUGGGUUCAUAGACUCAGAAAAGAGGAUGAACGUUGCACUGACUCGGGGAAAACGACAUUUAUUAAUUGUUGGCAGUCUCGCCUGCUUGAGAAAGAACAAGCUGUGGGAGCAGGUUAUCCAUCACUGUGAAAGGCAUAAAGAUGGAUUAAAUCAUGUAGGUCAGUGGGAUGAAAGGUUAAAUGCUAUACUUGCACUUUAUCAAGAAAAGAAAGAAGAGGUGGCAUCAAGUACACAGAGGAACCCUAACAAAACAAAUUCUAGGAAGACCUAAGUGAAGAAGUUACGAUGGUUAUCCUAUCCUCUACUACCGGACCUAUACAAAAGUGAAGUUAAUCCAAUGUCUAUGACCUAUGUUUCUAUAUAUUAACACUUCAGAGAGUCUUGUCACAUUUAAAUGUGAAAACUUGAGAUGAGCAAAUUUUUAUUAGAACUGUUGUUUUUUUCUUUUUUAUUGUUCAUAAGAUCCACACCACCAAUUGUAUCAUUCAAGGGAACAUUCAAUGUUAGAUAUAUUUUAAACCUUAGUAAGUUAACUGUUUGUCUGAAAAUUGUCUUAUAAUAAUAAGGUUUAACUGUUAUUUGAAUUGUACGUAUAUUUAUAUGUAUAUAGAUCCUCAGAGAAAUGUAAUAAAUAAAUUGUAGAAUUAACACUAGGUGGCACUAGAGUAUUCCUUGUUUAGAUUGGAGUUGUGUGGCUAGUUUUGCCUAUUUCUAUUAAUGUCUAUUUAACUGCAGGAUUCUGAAUACAUUUGAAUAUUUUACAUAUAUUUAGAUUUUGACAUGCAGAUUAGGAAUUACCAGUAAAAUGUAAUAGAAGGCAAUUUUUUGUAUUUUAUUUAAAAUUUUUGGUGAAAAAUGAAUAUUAACUGUGCAAUUUACUGUGGUGUUUUGUUGGGAGGGGGAGACAUAGUUUUUCAUGAAAAGUUCAUUACAUGUAUUAACAUUGUUCAAUGGGCCUGAAGCCAGAGGCUUAGAAAUUAAUAAAAACGAUAUCUAGGGCCAUUGAAAUAUCUCAUUUAAAUUACUGCUGACAUCUCCGUAUAGUUCCUUAAAAUCUCAAUCAACAAUCCAUUAGAGCUCAACA